Molecule: messenger RNA, 1894 nt
Organism: Carassius auratus (goldfish)
Lineage: Eukaryota; Metazoa; Chordata; Actinopteri; Cypriniformes; Cyprinidae
Product: tetraspanin-7-like
Exons: 1
Coding region: 293-1384 (363 amino acids)
Cellular component (GO): plasma membrane
Source: RefSeq, a predicted model, not a curated record
AGCAUCAUAGCCAUAUAACCACCAACCCCCCUUCAUAUCACCAAAGACGCAGUGUACUCAGAUGGCCAUUGCAGCAGCAUCAAGAGCGUCUAAGAAAUGUCACAAAUAAACAUCGGAUAGAAGGUGGAGAAUCUGCAGGCGAAGAUAAGUGUGCCGAGCAUUCAUCCAAAGAGGAUUUAUGUUGAAACGAGGCUGUGAAUAGGUGCUAUUGGGUUGAUGACCGGCCGUAAAACACAGACGGGAGAGAUGAGGAAGGACAAAACAAAGGAAGGAGUAAAAGAGAGAGAGUGAAAUGGUGGUAGAUAAAGCACAAGACGGGGCCAUGAGCUCUGCGCCGCCGUACGACUCGCUACCAGCUCGGCCGAGCCCUUGCCGUGCAAAAGAGUGGGAAAGAGAGCUGCACGGUGCUCAAAGACUGUCUUCCCCACUUCGUCCUGCUUUACCCUCCACUUCCCGACGGCCUUCUGUGCUUCCUGGAUAUCUGCUGUCACCCUCCAGAGAGUACACUGACCAACAACGUCUUUCGUUAUCGCUGUGCUCGGAGGCCUCGCUGGCGCCCCCUGUGCCUGCUGUGGGUGCCGCCCCACCGUGCUGCCGGGCGGUGGGAGUCAUGCCCUUGCUGCGCCUUGCACUCCUGAUUUUCAGCUUCCUUUUUUGGGCUGCAGGUCUUGCAAUCUUCACCCUAGGUGUCUGGGCACAAGUUUCGCUGUCCGACUACAUGCUCCUCUCUGCAAACCGCUACCCAAAUGCGCCCAUCAUUUUGUUAUGCACAGGUGCUGCUGUGACAGCUUGGGGCUUUUUGGGAUGUUUGGGAGUGGCUGCCAACCUUCCUUACCUUCUGCGGGCAUAUGGCUUCUUCCAGUUGGCCACACUCAUGGGUGGACUAGCGUUGGGUCUUUCAGGGCUCUUUUACAGGGAGAAUAUUGCUGAAGGUUUCCGUAGCGGGCUUAAGAAAGCUGUUUUGGACUAUGGAGAAGAUGAGGGCCACGCAGAUGCGCUGGACAGCCUGCAGAGGGCGCUUGAGUGCUGUGGCGCCGAGGGUUGGCGCGAUUGGCUCAUGUCCGAUUGGGCUAUUCAAGAUUCUGUUUACUCAACAGGAAGUUCGGGGAAUGAUUCCUCCACUUUGUCAUUACCAGACAGUUGUUGUAUUAAACGUAAAGGCUGUCGCAAUAGACCCUUGCCAGAGAGUGGAUUCCGGAACAUCAAGCUCGCAGGGAUUCACACUCACGGUUGUUUCCUCAAAGUCUUCAGCUUGGUAAAUGACAACGUCUUUCAUAUUGCAGCAACAGUCCUGGGUCUUGCUUUCACACAGGUGGCAGGUAUAGCCCUCACAUGUCUGCUUGCCAAUCGUCUUUCACCCAGACUGCGAAGACGAGCCCGUUGAAAUAAAAAAAAAGCAUCAUGAAUUUGAUUUCUCUAGACUUUCAUAUACUUACUGCAGUUUCUUGAGUUCAGAUCAAUUUAGAAACCAGUUAACAUUUUUUGAACAAAUGCAACAAAUAAACACUGCAAGUGUGUUGUAAACGUUAUUGAAUGUCUAGUAAAGUAUGUGCAUUUUCUUAUAUAUAAUUAACUUUCUGAUUGUUGCAUGACUCUGAAGGACUAAUGUUUUUUGUCCAAUAGUCCAUUUAGCUUCCAUUACUGGCUUAAAUGUUAUUUAUAAAAAGUUAGAAAUUGUCUAUAUACCGUAUAUCGUAUUCUGUAAAUAGUUUUUCUAUUUAUGGCCCAUUAGAUAUGUUACACUGAUUGUGGAGUGCAUGGGGUUUCUAAACAGUAUACUGAUUUGCUCUUGAAUGCUUCACCGUCAGGUAAUUGUACAUUGAUUAUAUAAAUAUUGUCAAUUAAAAGAAAGAAAAAAAGACAAAAAUAUGUAUUGUUCUUAAAAAUAAACAUA